UUUUUAAGUAGACUCCACACCCAACAUGGGGUUCAGACUCACAACCCUGAGGUAAAGAGUUGCAUGCUCCACUGAGCCAGCCAGGCACCCCUAAAAAUCACUUUCUAUCUUUAUAUCACCACCAUUGCAUAUCAGAGAAAGCAAUUACCAUAUUCCCAUUUUACAGAUAACAGAGGCUCAUCAGACAUGCUGAUUUGCCCAGUACUACAGAAAAUUCCAUUAAAGGGGUAUGACAGGUAGGUCUACUGACUCCCAGGUCCAGUACUUUAACUUUUAAUACAGGUUUUAUACAGGCUGCCAAAUAGGAACAGAAAGAAGAUAAUAGAGACACUAAUCCAAAGUUGCUACUCUCCAGCUACUCAAAACCUUGGACUACGAUAGCGUCCACAAGUUUCCAAGGCUACAGAGACAGAUUUGGAGUCAAACAAAUUUAGAUUCCCAUCCUGGCUCCACCACUUACUAUGUGAUCUUGGAUAAAUUGGGUGAAUCUCUUUCCAAACUUUAUAUCCCUCACCAAAACACGAAGAUAAUUCCUACCCCUUAGAGCUUUGUGAAGUAUCUGAGGUAUAUAGAACGAUUAUUCUUUCAACAUUUAUAGACCUAUUAAGUGCCAGGCACUGCUUGUAAACUAAACCUACAGAAAGUGUUGGUUAGCUAGCUAUGAUUAUCUGGCAGGGCUAUAUGUUCUUCUGCACUGCAUCCACAGGGGUCCGAGCCUCAACUGGCAGCAUAGCUAUAUUCAUACCAACCCCACAAAGAUCAAAAGUGAUUACAUCCCAGGAAGGAGGCCACUCCUUUAUCCCACUGCUACACUAAGAGGAAAGUCAGGGUCAAGCUUUCUUACAUCCAGUUUCUGCAAAGAUAGCCCAGUAGAUGUGAACAUGACUAAACCUCUCCAAUAGAAGCCUUCCAAAAGGCACAGAGGAUCACAGGAGAUAAAAAUGUCCCUGGCUGUUCAGUCACAGACAUGCAGCUCUUUGUCUGUGCCUGGGAGCUAUACACCUCAAGGUCACCAGACAGGAGACAGACGGUUGCUCAGAUUAAGGCUCAUGUAGCCUCUCUGGAGGGCAUCGCUUCAGAAGAUCAAGUCGUACUUCUGGCAGGCAUGCCCCUAGAGGAUGAGGCUACCCUAGAUCAGUGUGGACUGAAGGCUCUGACCACCCUGGAAGUAGCUGGCCACAUGCUUGGAGGUAAAGUCCAUGGUCUCCUGGCCCAUGUUGGGAAAGUAAGAGAGCAGACUUCCAAAGUGGUCAAACAGGAGAAAAAGAAGACAAGCCGAGCCAAGCAGUGGAUGCAGUACAACCAGAGCUUAGUCAAUAUUGUGCCCCUCUUUGGCAAGAAGGGCCCAAUGCCAAGUCUUAAAUCCAUUGUAAUCCUGGCUUUCCCCAAUAAAGCCACAUAG
Messenger RNA from Acinonyx jubatus (cheetah), 1402 nucleotides. RefSeq names its product ubiquitin-like protein FUBI. Bases 968 to 1402 code for a protein of 144 amino acids. The record is from RefSeq and is a predicted model, not a curated record. Gene Ontology annotation, cellular component: cytosolic small ribosomal subunit; ribosome. Gene Ontology annotation, molecular function: structural constituent of ribosome; protein binding. Gene Ontology annotation, biological process: translation. NCBI's taxonomy places the organism in Eukaryota, Metazoa, Chordata, Mammalia, Carnivora, Felidae. The transcript has a single exon.